Messenger RNA from Globicephala melas (long-finned pilot whale), 7871 nucleotides. RefSeq names its product cornichon family member 4 (gene CNIH4). Lineage: Eukaryota; Metazoa; Chordata; Mammalia; Artiodactyla; Delphinidae. Gene Ontology annotation, biological process: endoplasmic reticulum to Golgi vesicle-mediated transport. The record is from RefSeq and is a predicted model, not a curated record. Gene Ontology annotation, cellular component: endoplasmic reticulum membrane; COPII-coated ER to Golgi transport vesicle.
ACCACAGCCAGUUUGACGGAAGGAGCGGCGCGGCGGUGGCGGAGUAGAAUGGAGGCGGCGGUGUUCGUCUUCUCUCUCCUUGACUGUUGCGCGCUUAUCUUCCUCUCAGUGUACUUCAUAAUUACAUUGUCUGAUUUAGAAUGUGAUUACAUUAAUGCUAGAUCAUGUUGCUCAAAAUUAAACAAGUGGGUAAUUCCAGAAUUGGUUGGCCAUACUAUUGUCACUGUAUUAAUGCUCAUUUCAUUGCACUGGUUCAUCUUCCUUCUCAACUUGCCUGUUGCCACUUGGAAUAUAUAUCGGUUCAUUAUGGUGCCAAGUGGUAACAUGGGAGUGUUUGAUCCAACAGAAAUACACAAUCGAGGGCAGCUGAAGUCACACAUGAAAGAAGCCAUGAUCAAGCUUGGUUUCCACCUGCUCUGUUUCUUCAUGUAUCUUUAUAGUAUGAUUUUAGCUUUGAUAAAUGACUGAAGCUGGAGAAGCCGUAGUUGAAGUCAGCCCACACUACAGUGCACAGUUGAGGAGCCAGAGACGACUUAAAUCAUCCUUAGAACCAUGACCAUAGCAGUAUAUUUUUUCCUCUUUGAACAAAAAAUAUUUUUGCUGUAUUUUUACCAUAUAAAGUAUUUAAAAAACAUGAAUUGAGUUUUUGUAGCUUUCUGGUUCUCAACUUUAGCCUGCACCCCCAACAUGUGAAGGUGUUUUUCAUCAUCUGUAUGUUGAAGAUAGUUAUUUGUAUGUAGGAAUAGGACUGUCAUUCCAGCCUUGCAUGCCAAAGAAAUAGAGGACACGCUUUAAAGGGAAAAUGUAAUAGAUGAGCAAAGUGGCUCUUCAGGUCUACUGAGAAGUCAGAGUACAAAGCGAUACUGUUAGUCUGGGCAAAGGAAGAAAGAAACUAAACUACCCUUUUGUCUAUAUUGCGGCAGCUUCCUGUAUUUAAUAUGGUUUACAGAUUUAUGGGGCUGUAAGCCAAAUGUCUUUUCACAAGAAUGUUAACAGAAAAUGACAUUUCAAAAAAUAAUAUUUCUUUGCUGAAUCUGUGAACCUUAUAAGCCAUUACACAUACGAUGUAAUUCCUGCUUAUAGAAAGGAAAAUAAACCAAAAAAGCAAAACUUUAUCAAGAGCUUUCAUUUAAAAGCCGCUGCCUCCACAAUCGCCCUCAAACCCAUAUACUCCCACUGGCCCUUGCUGCGUCUUGGUUUUGCAUUCUCAUUGGUCCAGUUGUAUUUGAUCUGUCCGAUAUAUUUUUUAAUGGGUUUGGAGAGGUGAUUUGGUAGAAGAUGCCCAUCAGAUCAGAAGCAGGAGUAGCCAGUCAUUCGGUGUCGGUGAAACUGAGCCUGUCAGCGCUGUUUGGGGCCUGAUUAACCGUAGCACUCCUGUCCUGCUGCGCUGACCACUGUCCAUUUCAUGGACAUAGCAGUAUCCGACCAGACUUGAUUCCUUGGAGGUAUAUUUGUCAAUUCUUGCAGUUGUUGAGGGCACUUAACCUCUUGGGCUCUGUUUGCUGGGUGAAGUGAACCUGGCAGUUCAUUCUCAGUGCUCGUUUGUGUUUUAAUGUGGCCAUCUUAGGCGCUGGCAUUUAGGCAAAACAUGGCUGAGUCCAAAGAGGUUAUUCACUCUGUUGAGGCAGAAUUGCAUAGUCACAUAAGGUGUGUGGUCACCAGAUAUCAAAUGUUGCCUGUCCUUUCGGCCCUGGACUGGGUCUAGCCUUGGCAGAAGCCGGAGAGGCACUAAGCAAAACUCCCUAUUUGGAUAGACCCACAUUUUGAGGAUGGUGGUAUACCCUGGCCACACGUGAAAGGAAGGGUGAAAUGGUAGGCAAAGUAAACUUGGUUCUGUUGGCCUCUUUCGAGCUUCAAAAAUUGCUCCUUGGGGUAUCUUGUUUUUCUUCCAGGCAAAGAGCCAAGAAGCUGUAACAUAGAAGUUAGUUUGAUGCAUCUCUCUUACCCUUUCCUUCUUAGGCACCUUCCUCUAUUUAAAAAAAGAAAAACAGUCACUUAACUCUGACUUUAUCCCUAACUUCCAGUGCCUCUAAAUGUUCUGCUCAAGCUUUGAAAGCAAUGAAGCUGUUGGAGAACUUAAAUCCUUAGAACUGAGAGAUAAACAAGCUACUUCAGGAAGCUCAAAGGUGGUGGAGGACUGUUGACCAAAAUGUUUUAUCUUCUCAUUCUUCUUUUUUUAAAAAAUUGAAAUUUUCACAAUAUUGUGUUAGUUUCAGAUGUACAGCAUAGUGAUUCAAUUAUUUUUUUCAGAUUAUAUUCCAUUAUAGGUUAUUACAAGGUCUGGAAUAUACAAGUAUUCUUAGUAACCAAAAUAGAAACCUGUGUAGUUGAGAGCAUCUGGCUGUCAGUUUACAUACCAUCAGGCACGUCUGUUGGUGAGGCUGAGCAGAUCAGAAAGGUGCCUUGUUUAUAACGAAAGACAGGAGCUCUUUACUUCUGAAACAUUAACAGUGGUUAAAAACAAAACCACCUUUCUUGUAUUGCUUGUCUGUAAUCAAAGGCAGGAAAGGGGGUAACUCUAGUUUUUUGUUUGGAUUUUUUAGGGGCCCUUCUACAAAUUAUGAAAAGAGGGAAAAAGCACUGACUUUAAAAGCUGUGGUUAAGAUGCCGAAGAUUAAUCUUCUGUGCUUUUAACUGAUUGGAGAGUUGCAGAGACCCUUAGAGAUCAUUUGGUCUAACUUCAUCUUAGACAUCUGGAAUCCUCCUGGCUAGUCCAGUGUUCUCUCCCUUAUCACUUCUCGUCCCUGUCCAUCUGUGAAGGUAGCACCCUGGGCCCAGCCAGUGCAGACUACUAUGGCAUGCUCCUGGAUGCAGAAUAUUUUUAUCUGUGUAUUCUGUCAUUUUCCUUUGACCUUUUCCUUCCAUCCCUUCAGUGGUUAGCAGGUGCACUUGCUAAUCACUGGACUCAGCUGAGAGAGCCGAGGAAGAAAGAUCUAAGGUGCAGCUUGGUUCAUCAAAGCCUGACAGCCACCUUUUCAUGCCACACAGAUGACAAUGGAAUAAUAAUCCAAAUCUGCUUCCUCUCAUCUGAGCUCACUUUGAAUUUGAGGGAUAAGAAAGCUCCCCAUGGAACUUUUUCUUCUGUGGCACUUACCACUUUCUAUCUGGUGUUACGGUUAUUUGUAUGCAGUUAAUCUCUCCUACUAGACUGUACACUCCUGGAGGGCAGAGUAUCCUCUUAUUCAUAUUUGUAUCAUUUUCCUAUUGCUCCUGGCACCUAACGCAGUCCAUGCCUUGCAGACGGAAACAAUAAAUGAUUGUUGAAUGGAUACAUAAAUCUGAUUGUGUAGUUCUGUUGCUCUCUCAGCAUGAAGUCUAACUAAUGUCCUUUACAUCAGGGAAGUAAGAAGCAAUGGAGCAACAUAAUCAAAGUCUACCAUCUGUUUUCAAGGCAGUCACAUUAUGGAAUGUUCUAAGACAUGCUAGGUUAGGAAAGGAAACCGCUGUAUUUGGUGUACUGGAGGCUUGUGAAGUCAGUUUUACUCACAAGUAAUAUUUUGUCAGAAGUAAUUGUGAUGAAAAGUAUUAUGUACUAGGUAUAAUUAAUUACCCCCUGCAUGUAAGUAAAAUUGUUCUAAUACAUGGAAACAGGCAGCAAGAUAGAGAAGGGAAGUCUUGAAAUUCUAUGCCUAUUAUCAAGAUUGCUGCCACCUGAAUUUGUGUACUUUAAGCCAAAAAUACUAUUUUGCAAUGUAGUGUAACAAAGAUGGAAAUAUUCUUGGUGUAGUGAAACUACAGUUAAUAAGGCUGUUCAAAGAAUGGGCUGUUCUAUCUGAGCAUUUGUCAGUGAAGCCUUUUGGUUUUAAGCCAUACUUACCGUGAAAAUUGUACAAGGUAGUAGUCAAAUUGUUCUGCUCUAAAUAUAAUCUAAGGACUGAGGGUCAUUCAGAGCCUUAGGGUUUGCAUUGUGAACCGCAGUAAUCACAGUAAUAAUUACCGUCAGGACAUACAUGUUAAAGGGAUUGGUCACUAAGAGCUCAAGUUGCUCUUUAGAAUAAAUUCCUUGAUAAAAGCUGUUUUUGUUUUCAAUGGCUUCCCUCUGAGGCUGGCUGAGGGGUGGGUGGUGGGUGAGUGGUCAGAAUCAGCUAGCUGGGAGCUCAGAGGUUUGACGGUGGCUUCCCCUGCUGUGUAUUUGGUUUGCUACAUCCGUUAUGGAACAGUCUUGGUUUCACCUGUAUUAGCUCCCAUUCAACAUUAGCGCAUAGUCAGAAUGUGAGUCAGUCGAACAAAUACUGAAAUUGCUGUUCUCCAGUGCAGCACCUUGUGUGUAGGUGUUGAGAGGACUAGUAAAGGUUCGGAGUUACACACUGCUGUACUAUCACUCUCCAGCCAUCUCUCUGAUUCCUGGUUCCCUUCUAAGCACCCGGUGCUUCGUCAGAAUCCCCACUUUGUUAUUUAUCCAGGGGACUUGGUUCAUCUUCAGUCUGCUAUUCUAAGUACCAUAUAUUCUUUGGGCAAGAGGCUGGCACUUGAACAAGGAAGGAGCUUGAAUCCUUCGUCUGUUUUCACAGCUCAGUUCAUUCAAAUUGAUAAUCUCUGAAGGAGAGGAUGUGAGUGGAAUCAAGUUGUAGAGCCUGAUCUUAUCACUUUAUCUGAUCAGCAGCCUAUUUCACAGGUUGGAUGCAAAGCAGGCGAGGGUUGAACUUGACAGCUCAAUUAAAAAGCAACAAGUUUGGCUGCCACUGCAUCUGCUGUAUCAGAGUGACCUGCAGGGCAAGGCUAGCUUCUGGUGUAGCUGUGUAUAAAGAUACUAACUUUUUAGAAGACAAUAACAGGACUAAUCCGUGUCAGUUGGUAAUCUAUUUUACCAGUUACAAUAAUCAAACUUACGGGCAUUCUUGUUUUAUCUGUAACCUACUACCUUCCCUCCCCCACACUAUUUUGAAGCCAAUACCAGACAUCAGUACAUAUGUAGUAUUUCUACACAUAUCUCUGUAAGAUAAGGGUUCUUAAAACACACACACAGUCCCAGCAGCAUACAUAAAUUGGUAAUUACUUAGUACUAAAUAUACAACGGGUGCUCCAAUUUCCCCCAUUGGCUCAAGGUUUACAGUCGGUUUGUUCACAUUGGGAUUCAGCAAAGAUCUGUACAUUUCAUUUGGUUAAUGUCCUUAAGUCUCUUAAUCUACUAAAUUCCCUAUUAUUUUCCUUGCAAUUUGUUGAAGAAACUGUUUCACUGGACAUAGCAAUCAUUUGUUGUGUAGAACCUCCAGUAUCUGGCUUUUGCUGACUGCCAUAGACUCUUAAAAAAAAAUCGUUUGUGAUUUUACUAUGUGCAUUCUCACCCAUCACAAGCUGUCUGGUAAGAAGAUACUGUUAGCUUCUUUCAUAGAUGAGGGAUCUCUGACAGAUAAGUAAUUUGUCUAAAGUGACACACCAAGUGAUAGGAUUUAUAUUUAAAUCCAAACCCACUACUUUACAAAACAAUUUAAAGACAUUCAAAUUUAUUGUGCUUCUAUCUUCUAUGAAACUUCAUGAGUCUGUUUUGUUGAUUGCUUUAAUUGUAUGGAGAAAAAUCUGUACAAUUUCAAGUGUCAUUUUCUUCUAUGAACUACACAGUUAACUAGAAUCAGUAAAGAAGUGUGCCCUUAAAUGUUUUACCUAUCUUUGACAAGUUUUUAACAGUCAAUUUUUAAUCUAGGGUGUAAGUGGCCAUCUACAGACCAAGGGAGGUUUAUGUGUGCAGUGGCUAAUAGCAUAAGCUCAGGGGCACCUGGCUUAGAAUCCCAGCUCCUUCAUACCAGUUAAUUUAUUUAAGCCUACUUCCCUCAUUUGUAAAAUGGAAAUUAGAGUAUUUGCCCCAUGAAGGUACCUUGAGAAUUAAAUGAGAAUGGAAUGAGUGGCUCAUCCAUAGUGACUGGCCUAAAGCAAGCACCCAGUAUAUUAGCCCAAAGGAAUACCUGUUCUGUACUCAUGUUACUCAACGACCAAAUAGUGUGUGCGUUGUGGUUAGUCCCUCUCAUUACCAUUCUUGCUCCUGCUUUUGAUUCUUGGUCUCAUUGCUGAAGUAAUAAUAUAGCGUAGUCCCACGGUUUUCAAAACCCACCAGUGUGGAUCAGUGUCAGCUGACAACAUACAAUUACCUGACGUGUUAACAAAUUUGACUUGUGAUCUGGAAGGUGGCUUCGAAAUCUAAAAGUUAAAAAAGCCUUCAGUUGAGUCUCACGUGCCCUUGGAUUUAGGAGUUAAAAGCACAGGCUCUGGAAUCAAACAGGGGUUUGAAUCCCAGUACUAUCAUCUAUUAACUGUAUUUCAGUCUCCUUAAGCCUGAGUUUAUCAUUGAAAAAAAGUGAGCAAUACUUGCUUACAGAGAUAGAAGUUUAAAUAAUGUAUAUAAGGCGCCUGGUACCCAAUAAGCACUCCAGUUAUUUAUACAAACACUAGGAGAAAGCACAGAAAGAGAAAAAGGAAAUUAAAACCAAACCAGUUGAAUAGUAUCAGUUCUUUGUGGACAAGAACACAAAAUGUUACUGAAGUUUUUUUCAUGCAAACCCAUUAACAGGGGAGAAAGAAAAAAUCUUAACUGAAAAGUUUUUUCAUGCAAAUCCAUUAACGGGAAAGAGAGCCCAUUUAUACAUAGUGUGAAAGAACUUGUAGAACAAGUUUUUCAUUGAUAAUAAAAUCAAGACCCCUUUUCUGAAUUCACAGGCCACAAACUGGUAUUUUUCCAUUUGGGAAUGAGGGAAAAGUUAUUCAAUAUUUGGAAACUAUUUGGUAUACAACUCCCAAUUCAAUGUGUAGCUGCAUUUUAAAAUUAUAUUCAAAAUGAGGAAAAAGCCACACAGAACUUAAAUGAAGAACAUUAGCACAUUCAUUUAUUUGAAUUCUAGAUACGGCCUAUCACCAUGGCUAAUUAUGUCUUGAAUAAGAUGUUAAAAGUCUUAAAUUGUGUAUGAGGGACUCCAGUUGCAUCAAUUUAAUACAGUGACCAAAGAAGCCACUAAUCCUCGCAUCAGAAAAGGAAAUUAAAACUUGCUGAAAAUUUGUUCUUGUUCUUCCGUUUCCAGCAUUAGCUAUACAUUACAUGCCGAUUUAACAUUUUGUUAAUUACGUGAUUGUACUGUUUCCUAUACAGCAAGCCCAUGUUACGCACGCUCAUCAGGUUUGAGGGAGGAGAGCCCACUGCCACAAAACCAAUGGCAGACACCUAAGAUUCUUGGAAGUAGUGAUAGGAUGAUGGGGUCAUUUUGUUUGUUGAAUGUUCUUUAACAGUUUUAAGUUUUUCUGGGAAAAAUUUCAAGUAGAAGUCAUGAAAUGAUGUAACUGAAGACCAUCAACUUUUCUUUUGCUUAAAUGAAAGGGAAUUGAAUUGUGUUUUUAAAAUACAACUCUCUUAAGACUUAUUAAGGUUGGGAAAUUUUCUUUACCUGGUGCUGGGAUCUGGCAUGAAACUUUAAGCUAAGUCUGCAAAGUAUAGCUGUAUUUAAAGACUUCAAGUAGAAAAAACUUCUCUCUUGCCUGUUGAUCAGAGGAAGUGGCAAACCGUACCUUUAAGGUGGUGAGCAGUAGUGUGGAAGCAUUACCUCUCUCUGCCUCAUCACUGGAUCUGCUAUCCUGAGUCUCCACUGAUUGCCUGCCAAGUACUAAUUUUUCACAUUUGCACUUCCUUUUACUGUGCAGACCACCACUCUUAGUAGUAAAAAUCAUAAAGCCUACUUCUGUAAUAAUUCACCCUGAUGGGCAAUUGGUUUUCUUUUCUUUUCAUAAAUACAAAUGUACUAUAUAGGUUUGUAUACAUUGAAUGCUUUCUCCAAGGAUAUCUUUAAAUAACUAUAUAUUUAUUUGUUAUGAAAUAAAUUUUAAUUUCAAACUGGAAAUAUAUUUUCUCCCCUUGUCAGCAUAUCCACUGCCUAAACGCAUAAUUUCAGACG